CACUGGAAUGUGUCAGAAUGUAACAGCGUUCAGCGUUCUGGAGUGUUCUAGCAUGUUCUAGAAUGCCUCACUCUGACCUGAGUCAGAGACCCAGGCUUCUGGAGAUUCUGUUUGAGAAGUGCCCUGGAAUGUUCUUUGAUGGGAUUUAAAUGUCCAGAACCUGACUGCCGGUACAGCAUCGCUGUGGCUCCUCCCGGCGGUCAGGACAGCCGCCUCUCUCCUCCGUGUCACUUCCCGGGUCUUCUGUGCUAAGGGUUUCCUCAUUAAAAGCGAUUAUUAUUCGUGGGUGCCACUGGGAGUGGCUCAAAGGAACACGGGGGAUGCCAGCUAAGACGAGUGCAAGGUGCUUGAAAGUGCAGAAAGAAUGAUGAUGGGGACACAAGUGUUGUCGUUGAAAAGGACCAUUUCAUGGAUGAUUUCUUCCAUCAGGUUGAGGAGAUCAGGACCAGCAUAGCUAAAAUAGCUCAAUAUGUCGAAGAGGUAAAGAAAAACCACAGCAUCAUUCUUUCUGCACCAAACCCAGAAGGAAAAACAAAGGAAGACCUUGAGGAUCUGAACAAAGAAAUCAAGAAAACUGCCAGUAAAAUCCGAGCCAAGUUGAAGUCUAUCGAGCAGAGUUUUGAUCAGGAUGAGAGUGGGGACCGCACCUCAGUGGAUCUCCGGAUACGACGAACUCAGCAUUCAGUACUGUCUCGGAAGUUUGUGGAGGUCAUGACGGAGUACAACGAGGCCCAGACUCUGUUUCGGGAGCGGAGCAAAGGACGCAUACAGCGCCAGCUGGAGAUCACUGGAAGAACCACGACCGACGAGGAGCUGGAAGAAAUGCUGGAAAGCGGGAGCCCUUCGGUCUUCACCGCAGACAUCAUAUCAGAUUCACAGAUCACUAGACAAGCUCUCAAUGAAAUUGAGUCUCGUCACAAAGACAUCAUGAAGCUGGAGACCAGCAUCCGGGAGCUACACGAGAUGUUCACGGACAUGGCCAUGUUCGUUGAGACCCAGGGCGAAAUGAUCAACAACAUAGAAAAAAACGUUAUGAACGCCACAGACUAUGUAGAACACGCUAAAGAAGAAACGAAAAAGGCGAUUAAAUAUCACAGCAAAGCUAGAAGGUGUAAACCAGGCUUCAUUCAUCCGCUGGCCACUUCACGGACAUUCGAGCGGAUCCCAGGUCCAAGCCAAGGUGGGCAGUGCGGCCACGGCGUCGCCCGGACACGACUGUGGACACUCGGCGUCAUUCCUCUUGGGGACAUUCCUGCGUCACACUUAAUAUACGCUGCAGCGUUGGCUUCCGGAGUAGAACUCAGCGAUUCGUCACUUACACACGCCUCUUCGUCAGGGAAAUACGAACCCAAACCCCGAGGGGACACGACCUCGCACCUGUCAGAGGCCAACAGCAACAACACAGGAAACAGGUGCUGCCGAGGAUGCGGAGAGAGGGGACCCUCGUGCACUGCCGGUGGGAAUGCAAACUGGUGCAGCUGCUCUGGAGAACAGUGUGGAGGUUCCUCCAAAAGUUACAAAUAGAGAUACCCUACGACCCGGCAAUCGCACCAGGAGGUGUUUAUCCAAAGGAUACAAACCUGCUGAUUCGAAGGGGCGCAUGCCCCACGUGUUUACAGCAGCGCUAUGGACAAGAGCCAAAGUCUGGAAAGAGCCCAAAUGUCCUAAAACAGGCAAGGUGUUUGCCUGAGGCUGGGGGUGGGGACUGGCCGCAGGUGGGAACGGGGCCUUACAGCGGGUGAACUGUACGGUGUGCACAUUACACCUCGACAGAAGUGCAGUUCAAGAAGCCACGUCGCCCCCCCACGCAGGACCUGGGAGUAUGCAUCAUCCUGGGGACACCUUCCGGAGUGUUCCCGGAGUUUGCUCGCGGCCUGCAGAGCACCGGAUGGGCAGCAGAGGGCGCCCCACCACAGCCCCUGGGUCCAGGCUUUCCGCCCAGCUGUGAAAUGUGGCUUCUUUUUGUCCUUGGCAACUGUUUUCUUAAAAACCUGGGGUUAAUAGAAUCUGUGUCAAUCAAAUCCCGUGUUCUCGCUGACCCGUGCGACCCUUUAAGAGCUGUUUAUCACCGCUUCUGAAGGCGGCUGAGCCAGCAGUACAUGAAUAAUUUGCAAACAAUGGUUACCUGGAGGACGCCCCGCGUGCAGGAUCCCUGCUGCCAACGCUUUUGUCGAAGGAACGGAGGCCAUUCAGGCCCCGCGAGGGUCCCCGGACAGCGGGGACUCUGGUCGAUACGUGGAAUGAAAGGCUGGGUCUGUGCUUCAAUAAGCCGGGCCUCCUGAGAAGGUGUCUUCGGGGAGUUUCCCACAAUGCUCGGUGGUGCCCCGUGAUCCCGCUGGAGAUGGGGAGAGCGGGGCAGGGCGGAAAGGAACGCACAGGUGACCGUAGCGGGCACAGACGCGUCAGUGGUCGGCUUGUCCAGACCACUCCCUGUGGGAGCCUGAGCCACUCUAGAAUUCCGAACGUUACAAAUACAAAAACAAACCACCCGUGCCACGUACAUUUACUCAACGCCCCCACAGCCGUCUUGUUAACGAUCCUCCCUCCGUAAGCCUGGGGCCACUGGGUGGCAAAGAUCGUGAGCUCCCUUCUUCGGUGGCGCCGGUGGGAUGGGGCCGGGUGCCGGUGGUCAUCUCCCCGUGGGGACCGAGGAGAAGCCGAUCCAGGGCCGCUGCGGCAUAGACGGCACGAGUUCCAAGCUGGCGGGAGAGGCCCAGGUGAGCCUGGACAGAGCGAGAACCAGGUUCUAGAAGACCACGUGAUCCAGCUGCACUGAAGACGGUGGCUGGCGGUCAGAUUCAAGGUGGCCUUGCCAAGGAGACAGAACGCGGUUGUGAGGGGAGCGGUGUGGCUGGAGCCCCCACCCCCUCCCUCGCCCCCAGGGUCGUCUUGCUGGAGGAAGCGGAUUCAUAAAGGGCAAGGCGGCCUGAUGCCCGCGUUCAGAAUCAGAGCAAAGAAAUGAAACAGUGUAUCAAAGUGGCUCCGGGUCUACCCUCUUCAUGGCAACUUUCAAACAGGUAAAACACGUGAAAGGAUUGUACACGAACAGAGAUGUGCCCGCCGACCAGAUUCUACAAU
Molecule: messenger RNA, 3078 nt
Organism: Acinonyx jubatus (cheetah)
Lineage: Eukaryota; Metazoa; Chordata; Mammalia; Carnivora; Felidae
Gene: STX2
Product: syntaxin 2
Exons: 11
Coding region: 409-1524 (371 amino acids)
Biological process (GO): synaptic vesicle fusion to presynaptic active zone membrane; intracellular protein transport; exocytosis
Cellular component (GO): endomembrane system; presynaptic active zone membrane; SNARE complex
Molecular function (GO): SNARE binding; SNAP receptor activity
Source: RefSeq, a predicted model, not a curated record